CAUUGCGUCAUUUCCUGGUGUCAAAUGCUGCUGUGUGUGUGUUUGUGUGCAGAGAAAAGCGAAACCGCUGUUUCUGUGAAAAAGUAAAUACAUAAAACAAUUAGAAAUGGGCAAAGUAGAUAUAUUUUGCUCAGAUAAAGGGAACUGCUAGCCACAGACUCCACAGAGGAAAAUAAAGGAGAUUUUAUAGCAGUGUGUUCACGGCGCUUCUGAAUAUCUUAUUUGGGGAUGACCAGGCAGGUGUAAACAGGUCUCUUUGGAUACCAGUAUUUGUUGCAGUGCCGCUACAUCCUGCAAUGGCUGCAAACAGCCCCCCGGUGCCCCUGAAGGAGUUCUGCCCGCUGUACUACCUGCUGAAUGCCAUCCCAGCCAAGGUGCAGAAAGGGUUCCGCUCAGUGCUGGUGUACCUGACCGCUCUGGAUGCCAGCAGUGAGUACAUUGCAGUGGGCAGCAGUAUUGGGAUGCUCUAUCUGUACUGCAGGAGGCUGAACCAGAUGAAGAAAUACAACCUGGAGGGGAAGUCGGAAUCCAUUACCACAGUGAAACUGUUGAGCUGCUUCGAUGAUCUAGUGGCUGUUGGCACAGCUUCAGGCAGAGUGGUGCUCUUCCAGCUGGUCUGCCCUUUGCCUGGGAGAAACAAACAGCUGCGGCGCUUUGAUGUGGUCGGCCUUCACAAAAGCACCGUGACUGCUCUAGCUUGGAGUGCUAAUGGAAUGAAAUUAUUCUCUGGGGAUGACAAAGGCAAAAUCGUCUAUUCUUCUCUGGAUCUGGACCAGGGUGUUUGUAACCCCAGUGUGCUGCUGGAGGAGCAGUCUGCUGUAGUGCAGCUGGACUACAGUCAGAAAGUGCUGCUGGUGUCGACCUGCCAGCGCUGUCUGCUUUUCUACACAGAACACAACGCAGUCCAGCAGAUCGGAACCAAGCCCAGGAAAAGAAUGGGAGGCUGUGUAAAUGUCAUUUGUUUUGUGGUUAGUGAAAGACAGGGACUGGAACCCGUGUGCAUUUCUCUGGGAGACCACCACACCGCCUGGGCUCUGGACACCAAUGGGAAUCUCUGGUUCAGGACCGGAGUCACUCCAAAAAAACCUCAAGGGGAAGACGAUCACUGGUGGCAGGUGAGCAUCACAGAUUACGUGGUGUUCGAUCAGAGCAGCCUCUUCCAAACGAUAAUCCACGCCUCGCACACCCUGGCAAGUGCCGCCCAGGCACCAGUGGAGAAGGUAGCUGAUAAACUGCGAGUGGCGUUCUGGACACAGCAGCCUCAGUGCCAGCCCAGCCUCAUCAGCGUCAACACUGGUGGGGUCUGGAUCACCUCGGGGAGGAAUGAGUUCCACGUGGCCAAGGGCAGUCUCACAGGUACCUACUGGAUGAAUGUGGUGCCACGUGGAACUGCCUCCACUACCAAAUGGGCUUUCGUCUUUGCAUCGCCGGCUCCUACAAAAGAAGGGAGCUUCCUGUGGCUGAGGCAGAGCUGCACGGACUUGUUCUGCAUCAGUGAUCACAAUCCACAGUUCAGGCCAUCAACAGUGCAGCUGCCCCCUGAUGUAGAGAUGGUACAGAUUUCAGCCUGCCAGGAUGCAGUAUGGGGGCUGGACACGCACGGGUCUGUCUACAUCAGGUCUUUAUCGAAGACCUGCCCGUCAGGAAUGCAUUGGACCAGACUGGACCUCAGCCAGCUAGGAAGAAUAAAGCUGGCCAGUUGUUCCUGUGGGAGUCAGAACGUCUGGGCCUGUGAUGUCAAUGGUGUGGUGUAUUUCAGAGUGGGGACCCAGCCUCUCAAUCCAAGCUUGAUGCUGCCUGCAUGGAUAAGCAUUGAGCCGCCUCAGCAGCCAGUUGGGAUGCACCUGGUGAGUGUUCACACCAGUCCCAAUGACAAAAUGUUGUGGGCCGUUGACAGUAAAGGGAAUGUCCACGUGCGGACUGGAAUCACAGAGGACAUGCCUGUGGGGACUGACUGGGAGCACAUACCAGGACUGCAGGCAGGAGAGCUGACGGUGAGCAGUAGGACAGUUUGGGUGCGUUGUCCUAAUGGCGAUGUUGCUCGGCGAUACGGCAUUACCGAUAAAAACCCAGCCGGAGAUUACUGGAAGAAAGUCCCUGGAUGUGUCGCUUGUUUGACAGUGACUCCUCUGGAUGAGCUGUGGGCCAUCAGCCAGUCAGGGGGUCUGAUUCAGCGCCUCACCAAGACCUUCCGGCACGACAGCACUUCAGCAAAGCCCAGCGGCAGUGCAGUGUCCGUUCAGUCCGGGGACUUGGAGGAGGAAUGGGAAGUCAUAUAGAGAUGACAGGAGAAGCACUCUCUGAGGAACUUUGAACAAACGUGUUUAUACUGUAUAGUUAACAGAUGACUUUGCCUAUUACCUGUAUUAGUACAUGUAUAAAUUAUACUGACCUUUUUAUAAAUUCCGUUCUACCUUUUAAUAGCCGUGUGUGCUGCUGGUGAAACAGUGUGCUGUUUCAUGAGGGCAGUCUGUUGAUGGUUCACAGUGCAUUCAUUGUAUAGUAAUCGCUAUCCAGUUGAGUAAUUGCACUAGUUAUUUUAUCGACUCACUAGACACUGUAAAGGUAACCCAGAUGUUUCUCAGCGUUGCUCGCCUGUGCUGUGUAUUUCUGUAAUUUGGCACCGAUCUGCUUCCAUGUUUAUUUUAGAUUAUUUUCUAUUCAGGUCCUGGGAGCUUGCAGGGAAUUUACAGAGUGCAUCUUAAAAGCACUGUUUCGAAAGCCAGCCCUGUAAUCAGUUGAAGGUAACUUGCGUCAGAACUGUAUUAGGGUUUGUUUAAUGAUGUUUUUUGUUUUUGUUUUUCAUUUUAAUAAAUAAUGUGCAAACUUUGUGCUGGAA
Messenger RNA from Polyodon spathula (Mississippi paddlefish), 2839 nucleotides. Its product is annotated as tectonin beta-propeller repeat-containing protein 2-like. Lineage: Eukaryota; Metazoa; Chordata; Actinopteri; Acipenseriformes; Polyodontidae. The transcript has 14 exons. The coding region runs from base 297 to 2279 and encodes 660 amino acids. The record is from RefSeq and is a predicted model, not a curated record. Gene Ontology annotation, molecular function: protein binding.